CGCCGCUAGUGAGUGACGGGCGAGGAAGAAAGAGCUCCGUCCCAAGUCUGUCCUGCUAAAGAAGAAGUCCUUUCCAAAUGAUUCACGCUGCUACCAAAUGUGCAAGAGCAGCUGCCGCAACGAUUCGUGGCCGCGCGAUCCCCGUUAGAUACACGACGCCGUUGAGAUUGAUUCACGGCGUUCCAAACGCGAACCACGUUGCGAUUCAGAUGGUCAAUUACGCUCUUUCUCACGCUAGGUCUCUAAAGGUAGAUGAAUCAUAUGCUCAAGGGAUGCUAGUGCUUGAGCAAUGCCUUGGGAAUCAAGCUAGCUAUGAUCAGGUUUCUCAAGACUCUAAAGCAACAGUCUUGCUUGCUAUGUCUGAUCUAUUAUACGAAAGUGGGAACAGUAGUGAGGCCAUUGAACGCCUUAAGCAAGUCAUGUCUCUCACACUCUCUUCCUUUGCUAUUGCAGUCGUUGCUGUAGAAGCUCUUGUUGGUCUGCUGAUUCAGUCAGGACAGGAUGAUGCUUCACUGAAUGUUGCUGAUGAAUUUCUGGAACUGGUUAAAGAGAGAGGCCAUGAGAAUCUUCAGGAUGUGGCUGCCACAGCUAAAACGAUCAAAGGCCUUACUGAGCUUGUGAAAGGAAGUAUCGAAUCCGCCGAAUCUUUGUUUCGAGGACUUGAGAACCAUGAGAUCUGCAAAGGGAACACUGCCCUUUCUUAUGGUGAGUUCUUGCACGCCACUGGAAACUUUGAAAUGGCGACGGAGAUGUAUCAAAAGGCUAUUCAUGGAGUGACGGAUACCAAAGAAUCCAUGAGUUCUUGUAAUAUGAAUUUGAAGGCAGUCUCACUGGCAGCCACAUUUGCUCUUGGGCAGCUAGAGUCACACAUUGGGAACUUUGGUGAUGCGGAGGAAACACUGACAAGUGCAUUGACAAGCGCUGAGGAACAUUAUGGACACAAUCAUCCCAAGGUUGGCGUGAUUUUAACUGGAGUAGCUCUCAUGUACCGGAACAAAGCAAAGCAAGAACGAUCGAGUUCUAUCAUGAUUCAAGAGGGACUCUUUAGAAGAGCAUUGGAGCUCAUGAAAGCGCCUCCUCUGGACUCAGAAGAGAUAAUAAACGUGGAGACUCAGGAGGUAAUGGCUCUAGCAAGAGGAGGGUAUGCAGAGCUACUACUGAUUCAAGAGAACAGAAGAAGCGAAGGAGGGAAGAUGAAAUCAUGGGCUGAAUCUGCAUGGAGAAACAGACGGAUCUCUCUCUCAGAAGCAUUGACUCUCUCUGAACCAUUAGGUAAAGUAGGCAUCAUAGAUGCAAGAACCACUCGUGUCCUCUAAAAAGCCUUGACACUGGUUGUGAAGAAUCCCAAAAGAUAACAUAUAUAACAAGUUUUACAUUAUGAUGUGUGAUUAAAGCUUUUAAAGUUUUACAUUUUCAUAAAAAUAGAUUACAGAGGAA
This is a messenger RNA of Brassica oleracea var. oleracea, 1437 nucleotides long. RefSeq lists its product as uncharacterized. NCBI's taxonomy places the organism in Eukaryota, Viridiplantae, Streptophyta, Magnoliopsida, Brassicales, Brassicaceae. Gene Ontology annotation, molecular function: protein binding. The coding region runs from base 78 to 1316 and encodes 412 amino acids. The transcript has 11 exons. The record is from RefSeq and is a predicted model, not a curated record. Gene Ontology annotation, cellular component: mitochondrion.